AUGGUUGAGCACUACGUCACUCAUCGUCAGCAAUAUAAACUCAGUACGUGGGACGGAACACGAUGUGCCUUGUUUGAGAACAAAGUUUCGAAGAUGGUGCAGCUGUCGAAAACUGGGGCGAGAGAGAAUCCUACGCUUAAAGCUGGACAUCCCCCAGCAGUGCGGGCCGGGGGGAUGCGGGUGACCAAGAAGAGCAGUGAAGACAGCGUGGGAGCAGAGAGGGAGACCAAACGGCCAGAGAAGUCCAGAUCUCUUCCAACUUCUCCCAGAAUGCAGUCUGUUAGUGUCCUGUUGGCUGGGACUCUUGAAAAGCUGGGACAUGAUUUCCCAGAAACGCCAGUAAGCGUCAGGCACAGCAGACUCCAGCCUGCCGUGGAGAAACUGCACUCUCCCCGGAACUUCUUCAUUCAACAGCCCCGCAAGUUUUGAACCAAGAUGGCUUCCGCCCCCUCGCGCGGCAGAGGAGCCUGGGGGAAUAUCUGAAGUAAACAGUCUUAAGAGAAACAGGAAGUGUUUACAGCAGACUAGACCUAAAGAGGCCAGAGUGUGAAGGUGGAAACCUAUAGCAUUGUGUAGUUAAUGUUCGUUCUUCUGAGAAAAUGUAACCGCAGCACUUGAGCUUCAGUUUAACUGUGAAUCCGUAGGAAUUACUGACCUUCAUUUUAUAGGUAAUUUCUUUAAACUUAUUCCUUGCGCUUUACUUGCUACAAAUCAGAUGCCUUGUCGAUAUAAGGGGCAUUGCAUGCAUGUCUCGGCCUGUUAUCUGACUUUGACUUCUGUCCACUAAUUGUUGGCAUUGUCGUCAUGGUUGAGUUGAAACUCUGUUUCAUCUGGAGCACGCAUUGCGUGUGCUGAUCGGGACCAAUAUUACUUUUCCUUCUGGGCAACAUUUAAGUAAUAUUAAAUGUAAACUUUGUAGACCUGCUUUAACACUUGCUGCUUUAAUAAAAUUGACUGGCAAUGUUCUAUACUA
Conger conger (European conger) is the source of this 973-nucleotide messenger RNA. It is a transcript of the gene dapl1b.1, whose product is annotated as death associated protein 1b. Bases 1 to 429 code for a protein of 142 amino acids. NCBI's taxonomy places the organism in Eukaryota, Metazoa, Chordata, Actinopteri, Anguilliformes, Congridae. Gene Ontology annotation, molecular function: death domain binding. Gene Ontology annotation, biological process: negative regulation of autophagy; cellular response to amino acid starvation; apoptotic signaling pathway. The record is from RefSeq and is a predicted model, not a curated record. The transcript has 4 exons.